This is a messenger RNA of Marasmius oreades (fairy-ring Marasmius), 1653 nucleotides long. RefSeq lists its product as uncharacterized. The record is from RefSeq and is a predicted model, not a curated record. Lineage: Eukaryota; Fungi; Basidiomycota; Agaricomycetes; Agaricales; Marasmiaceae. The transcript is spliced from 13 exons. The coding region runs from base 1 to 1653 and encodes 550 amino acids.
AUGCAUCACAAACUCGGGUUAUUUGCUUCGCUUGCUCUCACUUUUUCAUUGAAUCUCGCCCAGGAAAUUGAGUUCUUCGACUGGGACGCGGUUCAACCAUCCGACACGCUUGACUGGGGCCAGUGCUACACAGAUUUUCAAUGCGCUCGCUUCAAUGUACCCCUCAAUUACAGCGAUGAAAGCGUCGGAUCUGCUGUCCUCGCGAUGAUCCGUCUUCCUUCCAACCUAUCAUCCAACGAUCCAAAUUACCGGGGGCCUAUCCUGUUCAAUCCCGGUGGACCUGGUGGAAGUGGGGUCGACGCCCUGGUUGGUUUUGGGAAGGAUGCACUGAGUAGCUUGGUAGGCCCAGAGUUUGACUUUGUUAGCUUUGAUCCCCGAGGUGUGGGACGUACCACCCCCCAAGUAGAUUUGUUCUCCUCUGAGAACGAAAAAGCCUUGUGGAAUCUCAACAAUCCUGAUCUCAACAGCCUCAACGGAACUGGCAUUGUUGACGCAAUUCCUCGGUUGUGGGCUCAGUUCCAAAUAUUGGGCCAGCUUGUUGAAGACCACGAUACUUCGAUCAGUUUGGCACAUCUGACUACCGAUAAUGUGGCUCGCGAUAUGUUGCGGAUCGUUGAAGCUCAUAAUCGGACGAAGAUAAUUUACUAUGGGGUUUCAUACGGCACGGCACUUGGGGCGACGUUUGCAGCUAUGUUUCCGGAUCGCAUCGAACGGAUGAUCUUGGAUGGCGUUCUAGACGCCUCCAGUUAUUACUCUGGCGACUGGUCUGCGCAGUUUACUGACGCUGAUAAAUCCCUUCAACUUUUCUUUGAUGGAUGUUUCGAAGUCGGUUCUGAUAAAUGUCCAUUCCACGACUCCUCACCUGAAAAGAUAAAACAAAACGUUCUCGAUCUUCUCGAAUCAGUGCGGUUAAAACCUGUCCCAGUAUACGAAGGUCCAACCAGCCCCUACGGAAUCAUCGACUACGCCGGUCUGAAGACGGCGCUUCAAGUAGCUACUCGACAACCAUAUCUCGGUGCCACUAGCUUCCUUCGCUUAGCGCAAGGCCUUGCAGAUUUACAAAGGGCCGGAAAUGGUUCAAUUAUCUUUUCUUUCUUGGGACAGGAAGUGUACGGUCGUUACACAAACAUAUCCGCUCUGAAUGCUCCAGCCAGUAUUGAACGCGAGCGCGAGGCAGUAAUAGCUAUUUCUUGCACUGACAUGCAAGAGAUCACAGAUAAACCUGCUGAUCUCUUUGCGUACUUUGAGCGCGUCAAGGGGAUCUCGAUGUUCGUUGACACCUUGUUGCCCAUCAGAACGCGUUGUUCGGGAUGGAAGAUCCAUCCAGAUCAUUUUACGGGGCCGAUUACUGCAAACACGAGUUUCCCUAUCCUUUUCAUCGGUAAUACUGCAGACCCUGUUACCCCGCUUGCUUCUGCGAAGGCGAUGUCUGCAAAGUUCCCUGGUUCCGUAGUCUUUGCUCAGGACUCUGGAGGCCACACCUCUCUCGCCGCUCCGUCUGCGUGUACUGUCGGUCGAAUGCGAGAGUACCUUUUGUCUGGACGUCUUCCUGAAGCAGAUAGUGUGUGUCCCAUCGAUGUGAAGUUGUUUGAAGCGCCACAGUCUGCUGUUAUUCCCGUGCGGAGAAGUUUGGUCGCGCGUGGACUCUUUUGA